UAAAUCACCAAGGACUAAUUUAGGUGAUGAGCGACGGUUCAGAAUAUUAGAAGUUCCUUCACAUUGUACACAUAAGAAGUUAACACAAUGUCAUACAAAUUGGGACAGCCAUUCUUUCUACCAACUGUAUUGCUUUAGAGGGGCAUGCAAGGAAAAUGAAAUGUACUUUUGUUUGGAUGGAACAAACAACAAUACUAUUCAUAUUUGUGGACCAACUACUCGCUGUAAGAAAAGACACCAGGAUAUAUUUACAUACGAUAUUCAAAAGCAUGAAGAACAUUUGAAUGUGCACAGCAUUGAAUGCGCAGUCGGAUAUUUUCAGCCUGCACAUUUCCAGAAAAGUAAUUGGAACUGUUUUACAAAAUGCGAGAAGGAUGAAUCAGUUGUCAUAAUUCAAAACGCUACAAACGAUAGACCAGCUUUAGCCAGAUGUAACUCGCAUAAAAACUAUUGUAAUGGAUAUAAUAUAUCGCUUUUUGAGCUAGGCUAUUCAGAAGACUAUUGCCUACUCGCAAUGCGCGAUCUUAAGAUUAAAUGCGACAAAGAGGAAGAAUUAUUGCCAAAUUGCAAAUGUGCUAUUAAAUGUCACUCCGACACAAUAAGGGACUGGAACAACUCAUUAAUGUGUGUUUCAAAAAACACUACUCUAAGCACGAGUCACGUGCCAGUAGUUGAAACUACUGCAUUAAGUGAUCAGAAUACUAGGGUACCUAGCCAGGAAGGUGAGGACGGUGCUCAAGAUAAUGAAAAAGUAAAAAAGAAUCAACAUAUUGAAACAGAAGAUUCUAAAACCAGUAAAGAAGAUAAAGAAAAAGAAAACGAAGAAGAUACAGAACGAAUCUAUACAUUAGUGGAACUAAGCGUAGAAUCGACCAUUCUUAUUGUUGGAGUUUGUGUGGUUAUUAUAUUGGCGAUAACCAAAGGAUACAGAAUAAUGCAGAAUCGCCGUCCAUUGCAAAGAAUACAUCAGUCAAGAGUUGAUAAUAGAGAAAAACAUCACUACAAAGCUGACACAAUUAACGUUCAUUAUGGAGCAAAUGAUCAUCUGAUAGGAAACUCUGAACAAGAUGAAAAAAUUGAAGAAGCAGAGCCUUGAAACCUUAUGACGAUUUCCAAUUCUAAAUAAUCCUGUAUUAAUCUUUAUUAAUAUUUGUAAAAAUUAAGUGCAGCGCCUCUCGCGGUCUCUAAAUGUUUUACCAGUGAUCAAUCAUCAUUGUCAGCAGUUACUGUAAUUGUUUGUUAAACGAAGCUUUUCAUAUUUAUAGAUUAUGCUGUAUGGAUUUUUAUUUAUAUUUGAAGUAUUAGUAGUCAAAUCAUGAAUAAAGGGAGAUAACUUGUUUUACUUCAAUGCAAUAAUGUGCUACAUGUACUAGCUUAAAAUUUUACUUGAUAUGAUGCAGUAGAUCAACAGAUAAAUAAUAAAUGAACUUGAAAAG
This is a messenger RNA of Ruditapes philippinarum (Manila clam), 1436 nucleotides long. RefSeq lists its product as uncharacterized. NCBI's taxonomy places the organism in Eukaryota, Metazoa, Mollusca, Bivalvia, Venerida, Veneridae. The record is from RefSeq and is a predicted model, not a curated record. The coding region runs from base 161 to 1096 and encodes 311 amino acids. The transcript has 7 exons.